This is a messenger RNA of Liolophura sinensis, 6186 nucleotides long. Its product is annotated as cytosolic carboxypeptidase 1-like. The record is from RefSeq and is a predicted model, not a curated record. The transcript has 25 exons. NCBI's taxonomy places the organism in Eukaryota, Metazoa, Mollusca, Polyplacophora, Chitonida, Chitonidae. Gene Ontology annotation, biological process: C-terminal protein deglutamylation; proteolysis; protein side chain deglutamylation. Gene Ontology annotation, molecular function: zinc ion binding; metallocarboxypeptidase activity. The coding region runs from base 263 to 4030 and encodes 1255 amino acids.
ACGGAGCUGUCACAUACAAAUGACUAUGCAAAACGUGUACAGCUAUCUCAACAGUGUGAUUAGGCCUGCACAGUGCAUACCUGGAAAUGUGCAAAUCACAAUACGCUAGCUGUCUUGAUCGGAUUAUCGAUGGAGAAAUGGGUUUCUCAGUUACCACAAACAAGGAAUCCUCCGGAUAACAACAGUUAGCAGAAACUCAUACAUACAUAUUACACAUGGCAAUGGGACAGUUGUAAUCUGCUGUAAAUCUGAAUCUUUCAAGAUGGAGAAGUCUUCCUUGAGUGCACGUUUAGGAAACCAUUUCAUGUUGAUGGAGAAGUUAAAUGGGCGUUUUUCCAAGAAACAGUGUCCGGAUGAUUUGAAUCAGUUGAGAUAUUUAUGUUCCAAAAUACAUCAUCUUCUUGAUGCCCAAGAUACACUGAAUCGAGAGAUAAUCUUGAAACAUGCUAGCUACUUGGACCAGCUGCUGGGGUUGAUAGAGACCUACACUGACCCCCCACUUACACAGACUGUGUUGCACAUUUUAAUUGAUCUCAUAGGAAAAAAUCAAUCUGGAAAGCGUGUCUCUCGACUGGUCUCCCAUGGUGCAUCCAAUAUCCUCUUCCAGCUUUUGACUCGGGAAUGGAAGGAAACCUCUCCAAAUGAAAACACUUUGCUCCUGUGUCACCAAGUUUUGGCAAAAAUGGGAAUGAAAGACAAAAAGUUUGGCCUCAAAGCUCGUUUGAAUCAGUCCUUGGGGGUGACGAUGGGCAUGCUGAAGAACAACUGCAGUAACUUCCGUGUCCUCCAGUCCAUCAUCCCUGUAAUCAAACAUUACUCCGCAAAUAGUGUGAAUGCUUCUUAUUUGGGAAAGCAAAAUGUCAUACCGUACCUGUUCAAGGUGGCUUCAAGCUGCAGUCGAAAACAGACAACGGUUUUAAAACAUGCGUUGAACACAUUGGUCAACCUAACAAAAUCUAAGAGUAAUUCUGCCCGCACCAUUGGUCAGGAGGGUGUGAAGGUGUUGGUGUCUUGGCACCUGGAGUGGCAUCAGUACGACUCCAGACACAGGCACAUUCCACUACGCAAAGCCAUCCUCAACAUUCUGAAGAAUGUCACCAAUCUCAAAUCAGGAAGAAAAGCAUUCGUGGAAACUGAUGGGAUAACUGUAUUGUAUGACUCUUGCUUGGAGUUAGAAGACAAUAAAGAGAUGGAGAGUGUGGUUCUGAUAGCCAGUCAGAUUCUCAGAAAGUGUUGUCCUAAGAACAAACUACCGCUGUCCAGUAUCAGCAGUCCAGUGACGUGUGAUCUCCCAGCCAGUGAUUACUACAACCUAGACGCCUGCCAAUCUCUGUUAAGCUGCAACAGGGCAUGUGAUAAGCCAGCAGGCUACAGUAGCAGUGAGUGUGGAGUCAGCUCUGUGGUGGGCUGUGGUAGUCAGACCACACCUGAUGCUGACAGUGAUCGCAGCUCAUUAGAUGAUGAUGAUGAUAUUGACAGUGAUGAAGACCGAUCUAAACCAGAGAAACAGGAGCCUGCUGAAGAUGAGGCAGAUGAGACAGAUCCAGAACCCCUCUAUAGGCGCAGUCCUGAUGAUGUACAGGGCUAUCACAUGUUCUUCCCAGAGCUCAUGGACUUCCAGAUUGUGGAUGAGAGUUCGUCGACCCCAGAGAGUGCCAUCGUUAUUCCCACAGCCUUGUCUGAGGGUGUGUCAGUUGACAUUCACCUACAAUCCCGAAAUAGACAAUCCCAUUGGUCAGACUCCAGCAGUAGCAGUCAGGCCAGCACUACUGUGGCUGCAAACAGUGAGGAGUUUGACUCAGAGAGUUACCUCCCUUCUGUUGGUUCAGCGGGAUCAGAGUUAUCAGACAGUUACUUAUCCCUGGCCUCCACUACAGCUGUCAACCUAAAAACAGGCACGACUGUACUCCACAUUGACUGGUCCAUGGCCAGGAAAUUACACUCUUGGACUUCUACGUCAUCACCAGGAGUUGUUAAGUUUCCUAAACUGGGAAAGGCGCUGAAGAGAUCACCAAACACCAAGGAGAAACGGGGCAAAAAAAGUUUACCAGAGCCCAGCUGGUACAUGGGUCCUGACUUUCUAGAGGCCCUGUCAAUAACUCAGGUACCCGGGCCAUUCCUGAACAACCCAGAGUCAGCAGAGAGGCUGGGACAGGGUGUGGACAGCCCCACCCGACUUCAUGACCCUGAGGUCUACGCAGUGCUCGCGCAAGAAACACGCAGUGUCCUGCCAUUCAACAAGCUGGCAUAUCCUGACCUCCACGGAUGUCUGCCGUUCCCAGCAAAAGAGCCUCUCUAUCAUAGAAAGGUUGGAAUUCAGAGAAAGAAGAUAUUUGAGGAUAUAGACAGGAUGAUCCAUGCUAGCAGCCUGUUGGACAAAGUGGUGUAUGACUUGGAUGAGCUUCUCAACGUACCCUCUGAGUCUACUGCUAAUUCCUACCUGUCUAAUGAUGAUGAAGACAGAAUUGGAAAACCAGCAAAUGACUCAUCCUCUCUCUGCUUUAACUCUCAGUUUGAGUGUGGUAAUCUAAGAAAAGUUAUACAGGUACGGGAGUCAGAAUAUGACCUGAUACUCAACCCUGACCCGAACACCAAUCACCAUCAUCAAUGGUUUUACUUUGAAGUCAGUAACAUGGUGGCUGGAGUUCCGUACAGAUUUAACAUCAUUAACUGUGAGAAGCUCAACAGCCAGUUCAACUUUGGUAUGAAGCCACUGGUGUACUCAGUCACUGAGGCUGUUGCAGGCCGGCCACACUGGGUCAGGAAGGGCUCUGAGAUCUGCUACUACAGAAAUCACUUUGUGCGAAGCUCCUCAGCCACAGGCGGGUUGAAGGGCAAAGCUUACUACACAGCCACGUUCACCAUCACCUUUGAGCACGACUAUGAUGUCUGUUACCUGGCGUAUCAUUAUCCCUACACGUACACAUCACUAAAGACCCAUAUAGCCAGAUGGGAAUCCAUGUAUGACAAGAACCAGAUAUACUAUCACAGAGAGACACUGUGUGAGACCAUUGGUGGAAACCCAGUGCCAGUCUUAACUAUUACCUCUCUUCCACACAGCUGGGACAGAGAAGGCAUUGAGGAAUUCAGACAGCGCCCAUUUGUAUUUUUGUCGUCUCGUGUUCACCCAGGAGAAAGUAACUCCAGCUGGGUUAUGAAAGGAACCAUUGAUUACCUCUUCAGUGAUAAACCCCAGGCUAAAGCAGCCAGAGAUUUGUUCAUAUUCAAGAUUGUCCCAAUGUUAAACCCUGAUGGUGUUAUCAAUGGAUGCCACCGCUGUUCUUUGACUGCUGAGGAUUUGAACCGGCGAUGGUUGUUUCCAUGUCCUAAGCUGCACCCUACCAUCUUCCAUACAAAGGGCCUGCUGCUCUACAUGGCCCUGAUUAAUAGAGUACCACUGGUGUUCUGUGACUAUCAUGGCCACUCUCGCAGAAAGAAUGUGUUUCUGUAUGGCUGUAAUCCUCUGGAGUCCUGGAUCCCUGAUGAUCAGAACAACCCAGCCUCAUCCUCUGCUUCUCCCUCGGCACGAUCAGACUCAACCUCAUGCAAGACUUUACCCAGAAUUCUCCAUUCUAUAGCACCAGCAUUUUCUCUUCCUAACUCCAGUUAUCUGGUUGAGAAGGGGAAAGAAUCAACGGCACGUGUGGUUGUGUGGCGUCAGAUUGGGGUAGUCAGAAGCUACACCAUGGAGAGCAGUUAUUGUGGUUGUGACCAAGGACAGUAUAAGGACCUGCACAUCAGUACAAACAUGCUAGAGGAGAUGGGCAGGAAGUUUUGUGAUGGACUAGUUAGAUUAGGCCGGAGCAGAUCUGUGAUGGAGUCUGCCUUCUCUGAACAGCAAACACCGCUGGCCAUUCCUGACACAGGAAGUUCCACAUAUGAUAAUCCCUCUGUGUAUCCAGGUGUUCAGGACGGAGCAGAUGGACUGAGUGAAAGUGAAGAGGAUUCCGAGGAUGAGGAUAGUGAGGAUUCUGAACAAGAUGAGGAGGAGGGUAUGCCUGAUGAGGGAGAUGAUGAUGUGAUCUUCUAGCUGCCCUACAGAUGACCAAGUACAUAGAUGAGGAGGAGGCUACUCCUGAUGAGGGAGAUGAUGAUGUGAUCUUCUAGCUGCCCUACAAGUGACCAUGUAGAUAGAUGAGGAGGAGGCUACUCCUGAUGAGGGAGAUGAUGACGUGAUCUUCUAGCUGCCCUACAAGUGACCAUGUAGAUAGAUGAGGAGGAGGCUACUCCUGAUGAGGGAGAUGAUGAUGUGAUCUUCUAGCUGCCCUACAAGUGACCAUGUAGAUAGAUGAGGAGGAGGCUACUCCUGAUGAGGGAGAUGAUGACGUGAUCUUCUAGCUGCCCUACAAGUGACCAUGUAGAUAGAUGAGGAGGAGGCUACUCCUGAUGAGGGAGAUGAUGAUGUGAUCUUCUAGCUGCCCUACAAGUGACCAUGUAGAUAGAUGAGGAGGAGGCUACUCCUGAUGAGGGAGAUGAUGAUGUGAUCUUCUAGCUGCCUAACAAGUGACCAAGUACAUAGAUGAGGAGGAGGCUACUCCUGAUGAGGGAGAUGAUGAUGUGAUCUUCUAGCUGCCCUACAAGUGACCAUGUAGAUAGAUGAGGAGGAGGCUACUCCUGAUGAGGGAGAUGAUGAUGUGAUCUUCUAGCUGCCCUACAAGUGACCAUGUAGAUAGAUGAGGAGGAGGCUACUCCUGAUGAGGGAGAUGAUGACAUGAUCUUCUAGCUGCCCAACAAGUGACCAUGGACAUAGAUGAGGAGGAGGCUACUCCUGAUGAGGAAGAUGAUGAUGUGAUCUUCUAGCUGCCCUACAAGUGACCAUGUACAUAGAUGACAAGGAGGUGCUCCUGAUGAGGGAGAAGAUGGCGUGAAGUUCUAACUCUCCUACAGUUGACUGAACAGAGAUGAGGAGGGCACACCUGAUGAGGGAGAGAAUGACUUGAUCUCCAAACUGUCCUACAGCUGACUGUGAACAGCGAUGAGUAGUAGGGUACACCCAAUGUGGGAGAUGAUGACAUGAUCUUCUAACUGUCCUACAGCUGACUGUGAACAGAGAUGAGUAGGUGGGCACACCUGAUGUGGGAGAUGAUGACUUGAUCUUCUAACUGUCCUACAGCUGGCUGAACAGAGAUGAGGAGGGCACACAUGAUGAGGGAGAUGAUGACGUGAUCUUUUAACUGUCCUACAGCUGGCUGAACAGAGAUGAGGAGGGCACACCUGAUGUGGAAGAUGAUGACGUGAUUUUUUAGCUGUCCUACAACUGAUGUUGUACAUAGAUGAGGAGGAAGGUACACCUGAUGUGGGAGAUGAUGAUGUGAUCUUUUAUCUGUCCUACAGCUGGCUGAACAGAGAUGAGAAUGGCACACCUGAUGUGGGAGAUGAUGACGUGAUUUUCUAGCUGUCCUACAACUGAUGUUGUACAUAGAUGAGGAGGAAGGUACACCUGAUGUGGGAGAUGAUGAUGUGAUCUUUUAACUGUCCUACAGCUGACUGAACAGAGAUGAGGAGGAGGCUAAAUGCUCUUCCCAGAUAGGACUAGAACAGUUAUUAUACAAUUUUUUUUUAUAUUGGAACUACAAGGAUUUUAUAUGAACACAGGAAUGCAUUUUCCAAGCCAUCAUUUCUUUGACUUGCUUACAUGUAGGAGUGUGUUGAUGUGCAGCCAUAUCUCAAAUGCAUGUAUAUACAAAGCCUUUCAUUUUUAUCAUAGUGAAUAGCAGAUUGUUACCUAUUGCCAAUGAAAAAUGAAGUUCAGAUUAUUGACAGAUUAUUGUCACCACAUGCAUCACAUUUUAACACUGACCAGACCUGUCAGCUUAAUUUUGAGACUAAUUCCAAGCAAGAGCAACGGAUGUUCUUCCCAGUUUAAACAGGAUAAGUAGGAAGAUCCCCCACUCCCUGGUUUGAAGCCAGCAGUGGAAUGCACCAUGUACAUUUUCAGGCAUUAGUGGUCUUGUCAAACUAUAAAGAACAUGUAAAUGCCCUGUACAACCAGCUUGUUUUAUUUUAAAAACAUCUUAAUUACGUUCGGUAAAUACUGAAAAAAAAAUGCGUGCGAGUAAGUUUUCUGUAGUGUUUAAAUGUUACCCUUGGGCAUAUGCGGGAGUCCUUAAAAUAUACAAAGUAGCUUAUAUCGUUAAAACAGUUAGGGGAUAUUCCGAUUGAGCUGUAGAUAUAUUAAUAUCCAGU